Ordospora pajunii is the source of this 1080-nucleotide messenger RNA. RefSeq lists its product as uncharacterized. The coding region runs from base 1 to 1080 and encodes 359 amino acids. Gene Ontology annotation, cellular component: cytoplasm. NCBI's taxonomy places the organism in Eukaryota, Fungi, Microsporidia, Ordosporidae. Gene Ontology annotation, molecular function: guanyl-nucleotide exchange factor activity. The transcript has a single exon. The record is from RefSeq and is a predicted model, not a curated record.
AUGGCUGUGUUUGUGUUUGGCUCAAACGCAGUUUCUCAGCUAGGCUUGGGUGAAGACGGCGAAAGCACCCAUGUGCCAACAAAGCUGGGGUUCUUUGAUGGCAUAUUGAUCACAAAGGUCAGGUGUGGCUCCAUGCAUGCGCUUGCAUUGAGUGCAGAAGGUGUUUUGUAUUCAUGGGGAUGCAAUGAUGAGGGUGCAUUGGGGCGGGAUGGCGAUGAAUCUGUUCCAGCAGAAAUCGUUCUGAAUGGAAAAGCUGUUGACAUGGACUGCGGAGUAUCGAUAUCUGUUGCAUUAACAGAGAAUGGGCAUGUGUAUAUCUGGGGGACAUUCCGAACUUCGAAUGGAGUGUUUGGGCUGACGCCGUCUAAGAAAAUCUCGUUUAAGCCUGUGAGAGUUGCGUUGAAAAACAUAAAAUCGGUCUAUGCUGGGCAUGGCUUUGUUGCAGCAAUUGAUUCAAAAGGCAUUGUUUUUACAUUCGGGUCGAAUCAGUUUGGAGUGCUGGGAAGAAGAACAUCUGAAAGGAAUAAGGUACGGGCUUUGAUGCCUGAUGCAGUAACAAAUAUUAGAUCACGCCUGAAAAAUUAUAGGUUCAGCAGUAUAGGGUGCGGGAUGAAUCAUUUGAUAGCAUUGAAUACAUGUGGUGAGGCAUACUGCUGGGGAUCGAAUGUAUAUGGGCAGCUGGGGCAUUACGAGGCAGAAAGCACCAUCAAGAAGCACAAGGUGGGUCUGGAUGGAAUAUCGCAGGUGUGUGGAGGAGGAUAUCAUAGCCUGUUUACUACUGAAAGCGGAGACAUCUAUGGAUGCGGCAGAAACAUCGAGAGUCAGCUUGGAAUUCCAAAAAUAGAAGACUCACACACUCUUGUGAAGAUAGGGCUCAAGGAUGUCAGGAAGGUACGCUCCUACAGUGACUUCAGCAUAUGCUUAGUGGGGAAUGAUCUGUACUCGUGGGGAAUGGGGUUUGGUGGAGUACUUGGAUUUGAUGAAGAGGUUGUGACUAUGCCUAGAAAGAUUCCGUUUGAAUUUCCAGAGGUGGUUGAUUUUGAUGUUGGAAAUGAUUUCUGUGUGGUGAUAGUAAAUUAA